AUGCCGUCAUCGAGCAACGCGGAAUCAAAACAGUCUGAACUAUCAGUACAGCAGAACGCCUCAUCCGUCGUUAAUAAUGUAACGAAUUCGUCUGGUCAACAGAUCUCAUCACCAUCCAAAUUCACAUCCACAAUAUCAACAUCAUCAACGACAACACCGAUAUUUACCUCAAAAGUUGAUAAUGUUCCUUGUAAUCCUCCUCAGUCUCCUCAAAUUUCUACUCCUUCUACUUCUUUCAGCUCUACUUCAUUUUCUCUAUCCACCGCCCUGCCACAACCCUCUUCUCAUGCUAAUCAACCCACUAUAUCUCCAUCAGUGCUUCAAAAUUCCUCCAUAUCACCUCUCAAAACAGCCGAUACAAACUCAAUCGCAGUUGAUGUUACCACCUCAAGACGAGAAGUAACGAAUGACAAUGACAUUCCUUCUGUUGUAUCGUCGUCACUAGCCGUGCCAUCUGUGCUCAAAUGUGAAGAACAGCCAGUAACAAAUGUUUCAUCAAUUAAUGCAAAAAAUGACAAAUUACCGUAUGCCACCGCUGAUACCGAUAAAGUUGAAUGGAACGAGCAAAAAGCAUCGAAUGUUCCUUGCCCACUCGCUGCCCAAAAACAACGACAACAGCAAAAACACCAUCAGUCUUCGUCAGUUUCUCACAUUCCAACGUUCGCAUCUAAACGAACGAUCGCAUCACGCGAUAAAGUGCCAACGCAAGACAGCAAUACAUCUGAAGUGAAGAGAUCUGCCGGUAUUCCAUCAUCACACGCAUCCUCAUCAGCGAUUCAGAUGGCAUCUGAAUCAGAGGAUACGGCGAUGAAGGAUGACCACGACGAUGCAUCAGCAGCACACCAACAUCGUUCGUCACGAUUACCAGUCCGUAGCGGUAACGCAACUGUGUCCACCUCUGCACUAACAAAGCACCACAAUUCUUCGGAUGAGGUGACGGGCUUUAUUUCGUUCUUUUCUCUUCAGUUUCAUAACACUGCUGUCCUUGAAGUGAGACCAUAA
Molecule: messenger RNA, 1002 nt
Organism: Anisakis simplex (herring worm)
Lineage: Eukaryota; Metazoa; Nematoda; Chromadorea; Rhabditida; Anisakidae
Source: the annotation of a GenBank genome assembly